This is a messenger RNA of Sorghum bicolor (sorghum), 1221 nucleotides long. Its product is annotated as maf-like protein DDB_G0281937. Gene Ontology annotation, molecular function: nucleoside triphosphate diphosphatase activity. Lineage: Eukaryota; Viridiplantae; Streptophyta; Magnoliopsida; Poales; Poaceae. The transcript is spliced from 10 exons. The record is from RefSeq and is a predicted model, not a curated record. Bases 135 to 929 code for a protein of 264 amino acids.
AUCCUCUCCCACACAGGUUUUGCGGCUACCGCACUCUGCUGCUCCCAGCACCGCCGCCCCCCGUCUUCUCGGAACCCCGCCGACGCGGCCCUCCCCCCGCCCGCGUCCCUCGCCUCACCGUGCGCAAGAGCACCAUGGCCACGGGCUCCUCACCCCCCGCCAGGCAGCAGCCCUUCAAGCUGAUCCUGGGGUCGUCGUCGGUGGCGCGCAAGCACAUCCUCGAGGAGAUGGGGCUUGAGUUCCAGGUCAUGACUGCGGACAUCGACGAGAAGAGCAUCAGGAGAGAGAAUCCUGAUGACCUGGUAAUGGUCCUCGCGGAGGCCAAGGGCGUACCCAGUGCAGAGAGCUCCUGCUCUGUGCGGGGUCUGGGGAAGGGUGUCAGUGGCAAGCCUUACCCUCGCCUGUGCAAUGCGAGGAGACCGCGACUCGAACCCGGGACCUUCCGGUCACAGGCGGCUGAUGCUAUCAUGUCCAGACUGAACCUUGCUGAUUACCAGAAAGAAGGCAAUCAACCAACACUCCUGAUCACUUCUGACAUAGUAUGUCUCGAUUACCUCUGCAGUCCUAAUCUGGGUAGAAUUUGGAUUAUUAGAGAAAAGCCAACCACCAAGGAAGAAGCACGCCAAUUCCUGAAAGGCUAUUCCGGAGGUCAUGUGUCAACUGUUGGGUCUGUAGUUGUAACUAAUCUUACAACUGGGAAGAGACUUGGAAGUUUGGACAAAGCUGAGGUUUAUUUCCACGAUAUACCAGAAGAGGUCAUCGAGAGCUUGAUCGAUGAGGGAGUAGUAUUUAGGGUCGCAGGUGGCUUGCUACUUGAACAUCCAUUGACACUGCCAUUUGUCGAAGCAGUGGUUGGUUCUAGUGAUAGCGUCAUGGGGCUGUCAAAGGAGAUCGCAAACAAGCUGAUUCAUGACGCAUUGUCUACUUAGCCUAGCAAUUUUGGAGCUAUUGUUUCUGAUCAAAUUCUUACAGCACUCACUUGGAGUUGGAGAUGACAUCACGCAGAAAGCAUAUAUGGGGAUACCUCAUAGUGAAUCAGUGAUUCUUGUAUUUUUAAACGUUAAACCAAGACAGGCGCACUUGGCAUUGCAAAUUGUGAUCAGGUUGUACUUACCUUCUGUUUCACUUGAAGGAUACGUUGAUGCUUAUUUAAGUGGGCCAACUUGUAUGUUUUGUAAUAUACUGAUAUAUAUAAUAUCCAUUCUAUAUCCCUACUAGAUA